AAAACAGCUUUUAGAACCUAUUAUAGCUAUUUUAAAUAUCUUAUAAUAUCUUUUGGGCUAGUUUUCCCUUUCAUACUAGCUAAUAUACUAGCUAUAUUUCAAAUAUAUAUUAAUACUAUAUUUAUAGGGCUUCUAAAUUAUUUCAUAGUUAUUUAUUUA
Messenger RNA from Hyaloscypha bicolor E, 159 nucleotides. RefSeq lists its product as uncharacterized. The transcript is spliced from 2 exons. The annotation marks the transcript as partial. NCBI's taxonomy places the organism in Eukaryota, Fungi, Ascomycota, Leotiomycetes, Helotiales, Hyaloscyphaceae. The record is from RefSeq and is a predicted model, not a curated record.